Molecule: messenger RNA, 645 nt
Organism: Prunus armeniaca (apricot)
Lineage: Eukaryota; Viridiplantae; Streptophyta; Magnoliopsida; Rosales; Rosaceae
Source: the annotation of a GenBank genome assembly
AUGAACAGAAGUGCUGUAUUGGAUUGCUUGUGGUGGACGCCUAGCCUUAACUCUGAGCUUGAAAAAACAGCAAAGAAGAACGCAAGAAACAAAGCUCCAUCUUCUACUAACAAGGAUGGAUUAAUUAGUGAGUCUAAGAGUUCUACGCCUACUCCACCAAGACAACACACUACCUUAAUGGCAUUGACGAUUCCGACAGCUGGCCAACCUCUGAAAAGCUCCUUCUCUGCCAGAGCUAACAAUUCACCAUCAUGCAUCGUUUAUCCUAAAGUUGAAGAGGUAACUCAAUUUGAGUUGAAGCUAGGAAUUCUGAACUUGCUGCCAUCUUUUCACGGCCUUCCCAAGGAUGAUCCUUAUAUGCAUCUUAAGUUAUACCAUGAGACCGUGGAAAACAUAAUUAUUAAGGGCAUGGAACCUGAAUGCGUGAAUCUCAGGUUGUUUACUUACACUCUUAAAGACAGAGCCAAAGCGUGGCUCUACUCAUUGCCUAUGAAUAGCAUUACCACUUGGGACCAGCUCCAAGAGAAAUUUUUGCUCAAAUUUUUCCAUGCUUCCAAAACACUAGCUAGCAUUGAAGAAAGAGAUCUUGACAUUUUCACAAAAACCAGGAGAAGCAUUCCACGAAACUUGGGACAGAUUUGGUGA